Galeopterus variegatus (Sunda flying lemur) is the source of this 4739-nucleotide messenger RNA. It is a transcript of the gene TMC3, whose product is annotated as transmembrane channel-like 3. NCBI's taxonomy places the organism in Eukaryota, Metazoa, Chordata, Mammalia, Dermoptera, Cynocephalidae. Gene Ontology annotation, molecular function: mechanosensitive monoatomic ion channel activity. Gene Ontology annotation, cellular component: plasma membrane. The record is from RefSeq and is a predicted model, not a curated record. The transcript has 22 exons. The coding region runs from base 36 to 3332 and encodes 1098 amino acids.
GGCAAUUCCUAAUCACUGGCAGCAAGUCGGCUUCCAUGAAACCCUCAAAGGCAUCCCAGCGCUAUAGAAGCAUCCGGAGAAAUGCCAGCCAGCGCUACCUCUACCAGGAGUCCCUGGUGCUCAGCAACUUGGAUGACAACUUUAAUGCUGAUGAAACAGGGGACAGCAGUGAUCCAGAAAAAAUCUUCCAGAAUAUUCAGUUCCAGAAAGAACUCAUGGCAAACAUUCGCUGCAGACCCUGGACCAUGGGACAGAAGCUGAGGGCAUUGAGACGAGCGAAGGAGAUUGUGCUGAAGUUUGAAGGGAGGCUGACCAGGACCCGAGGCUACCAAGCAGCAGGUGCAGAGCUCUGGCGGAAAUUUGCUCGUCUCGCCUGUAACUUUGUGGUCAUCUUCAUUCCCUGGGAAAUGAGGAUAAAGAAAAUAGAGAGUCAUUUUGGAUCAGGUGUUGCGUCCUAUUUCAUAUUCUUGAGGUGGUUAUUUGGGAUUAAUAUUGUGCUCACGAUUAUGACAGGUGCUUUUAUUGUCAUCCCAGAGCUGAUUGCAGGCCAGCCCUUUGGAAGCACAGCCAGCAAGACCAUCCCCAAGGAGCAUGUUGCAUCUGCCCGAGACCUGGACACUGUCUGGUCCCUGGGGGGCUACCUCCAGUACUCAGUCCUCUUCUAUGGCUAUUACGGCAGGGAAAGGAGGAUUGGGAGAGCUGGCUACCGGCUGCCCUUGGCAUAUUUCCUGGUGGGGAUGGCAGUGUUUGCUUACAGCUUCAUCAUUCUUUUAAAAAAGAUGGCUAAGAACUCCCGCAUGAGCCUUGCCAGUGCUUCCAAUGAAAACUACACCUUCUGCUGGCGGGUGUUUUGUGCCUGGGAUUACCUCAUUGGAAACCCAGAGGCUGCGGAGAGCAAAACGGCUGCCAUCGUGAACAGCAUCAGGGAGGCUAUCCUGGAAGAACAGGAAAAGAAGAAAAGCAAAAACAUGGUGGUGACGAUCUGCCUGAGGAUCAUUGCCAACAUCCUGGUCCUUCUCUCACUGGCUGGGAGCAUUUAUCUCAUCUACUUUGUGGUGGACCGGUCCCAAAAGCUGGAGCAGUCCAAGAAGGAGCUGACUCUCUGGGAAAAGAACGAGGUGAGCGUGGUGGUCUCCCUUGUUACCAUGUUGGCACCAUCGGCCUUUGACCUCAUUGCCGCCCUGGAGAUGUACCACCCACGGACCACUCUGCGCUUCCAGCUGGCAAGGGUCCUUGUGCUGUAUCUGGGAAAUCUGUACAGUUUGAUCAUUGCUCUCCUGGACAAAGUUAACAGCAUGAGCAUUGAGGAAGGUACUACCAAAAAUAACACAAAUCAUUGGACAGAGUUUACCACCUUCUUUGCCACCAGGACAGCCCCUGAAGAGAAAUGGUCCAUGCCUCAGCCUGGAACAGGGCUCAGGAACAACAGCACGUGGGCCUUGGAAGAGGCGGGUGUUCCAACCAUGCCUCUCACAAGAGCCAACAAGACCACCAUCUACACCCAGAGCCCGCAAGACCAAUGCUGGGAAACAUACGUUGGCCAGGAGAUGCUGAAGCUCUCCAUCAUUGAUAUGCUCUUCACCGUGGCGAGCAUUCUGCUCAUAGACUUCUUCCGAGGACUUUUCGUUCGGUACUUAAGUGACUACUGGUGUUGGGACCUGGAAAGCAAGUUUCCUGAAUAUGGGGAAUUCAAAAUAGCUGAGAAUGUGCUUCAUUUAGUCUACAACCAAGGAAUGAUUUGGAUGGGGGCCUUCUUCUCCCCAUGUCUCCCAGCAUUCAACGUUCUCAAACUCAUUGGGCUCAUGUACCUGAGGAGCUGGGCUGUGCUGACCUGCAACGUGCCGCACCAACAAGUAUUUCGAGCCUCCAGAUCCAACAACUUCUAUCUGGCAAUGCUACUGUUUAUGCUAUUCCUGUGCAUGCUGCCAACUGUUUUUGCUAUUGUCCGAUACAAACCAUCUCUAAACUGUGGGCCAUUCAGUGGACAAGAGAAAAUUUAUGACAUUGUAUCAGAAACGAUUGAGAAUGACUUUCCCACGUGGUUCCGCUCCGUGGUUGGGUACAUCAGUAGCCCUGUGGUCAUCCUGCCCGCGGUGCUGCUGCUUUUCAUGCUCAUCUAUUACCUUCAGAGCAUUGCACGAUCGUUAAAACUCAGCAACCACCAGCUCAAGAUGCAGAUCCAAAACGCCAGAUCUGAAGAUAAGAAAAAGGUCGCCCAAAUGAUGGAAGCUCGAAUCCAGACCCAGCAGGAGAGCACCAAGAGGCUUCCAAAAGACAGUGACCUCAUCAGCCAGCUGUCCUCAGUGCACUCGGUGACACCCCAAAACAAUGGCAAUGUGGUCAAUUUCGACUCACUGAGCAGUAAGAGUGGCAGGAUUGAGACAGUCACCCAAUCUGUACCCCAGAGUCCCAGGCCCGAGCACAGGGAUCUCAGCUCACCUCUUCGUGGCAUCUCCAAAUCCAGGCCAGAGCAUGAUACUAACAGGUAUCUACGUGGUCCAUGUGCAAGCACAGGUAACCUUCACAAGACCAGAUCCUGCACACCUGGGACUUUCACAAAGCACAUCGAAGAAGUUAACUCAGAACCUCUUUACCGAAAAGACUUUCAGCAAAUCAGCCCUCCUCUUCAUGGACGAGGGGUCCCAGCCUUAGUGGCACGUGGUCAUAGACCCCACACCCCCAGAUAUUAUGUUGUUAAUGAACGUGACUCUUACAAAAAAACCCAGCCAACUUUCUGGCCAGAAAGACAUUUCCAGAUAGAUACCCUAGGUGACAUUGUGGAGAUGUACCCCAGAAACAUGUGGCAAUAUGUGUCCCGGCUCCCCCAACAGCCUCGCUCUCCACAGCUGAGUGAGGAAGAGGAGGAGGAGGUAAUGAGGAAAGACUUCAUCAAACGCUCUUUCCCCCCUCACUCCCUGACAGACCUGCAUCAGGCUCCUCACUUUUACAUUGGUGAAAGGUCAGAAAGUCAGACCCUAGCUCCAGAGCACCGGCGAAGGAUGCACUACAAGUCCUGGAAUGAUGGUUUUGAGGGUCAACUUGACAGGCCCACGUAUGUGCACAAAAAGUCACGGUCCCGGAAUUUCCAAUACCCACAGCACCCUCCGAAGCCCAGAACCAAGCCCAAGUUUGAACCGUCCCUCACAGAAUCUGAUUCCAUGUCUGCAGCAUCCAGUAGCGACCAGCAGAACAGCAUCAUUGACCAGCACCUGCAAGUCAUCCGCAGCCGGGGCAAGUCCCCAAGGUCUGUGGGCCACCUCAGCAGGACAAAUGCCAAGUCUGGACAGGAGCUGACCAUGGAUCUGAGUGGCCUGAUUUUCUCAGAUGUCUAAGCUUCCUCUGGUGUCCCAUUCAUAGAGAUCAGGCCCCUGUUGGAGUGCUGAGCCUUUCUCCUUCUGGAAAGAGAGAUGAAUACAUGUUGUGGGUGUUAGAGGCUGUGGGGCAUAUCCAGGCACGUCCAUUGGCUGCUGGCUGGGGCCCUGAGAGUCAGAGCUACAACUUCCUGUUCUACAGCAACCACACACAAGUGGGUCAGUCCCAUGGGUCUCCUGGUAUGCAGCACACAGCACAUCGGACCAUCGUUUCAAGAAAACCUCAGUCUUUUGUCUCCAUUCGAGGUGACCACAAAUCAGACAAGCCGGACAUCUCAUUCCAGCUGGAGAAGCCUCACCUGAGCUGACUGUGCUUGUCCUUAAUGAUAUGAGUCUGUAUUUUAAAGCUUUCUUUCAACAUGCAAAUAUCAGUCCUCCCUAAUAAGCACCCAGAGGUUGGGUGGCUGCCUUUAAAGAUUUCACAAUGCUUAGUUUGUAGGAAUAAUCAGUUUAGUAAUGAUAAGAGUAACUAAAAUUUAUUGAGAGAAGAUUUUACUUUGUAUAUCAGGCUGCAUAUCUGUAUUAAUUAGGACACAUAGAUUGGAAAUAAUCCUAGGUUUAUCCCUAAGGUUUAUUGGUUCGUUUAACUGGGAUGGAUGGGAAUCAAGCUGGCCUCAGGCUCAUUUGGAGCCAUCGAACAUCAUCAGAAAUAUCUUUUCACCUCUCUGCUCUAUUUCUGUUGAAUUUUCUCCUACUGCCAACAGGCUUCCUCCAUGUGGAGGAGUAAUUCACAGUCACAGAAAAUGCUAGGUUUAAACCAUCCAGCCAUCCAGCCAAUAUGCCCAGAGGAAAGGAACAGGCCUCGAGACACUCCUAAAGAAAGGUCGAGCAUUGCCAAUACCGACCCAGGUUGAAAAUACAUUAACUUUCAACGCACAGCACAGCUCACAUGCAUUCUGGCAUUUACUAUUGGGUUAAGUAUUUAAUUUAGAGAAAUUUAAAAUAGUCAAAGACUAGUGUGACAAGCACCUCCUUAUGGAGGUGCACCCUCGGAGGAUCAACAACUUGAAAUUUUAUUCCCAUCUGUCCAUUUUGCUAUUAUUAAUAAUAAAGAAAACAUUACAGAUAUAAUCAAAGUCCACUCUCCUCCCUACACUAAGUCUCAUUAUCCUCACACUACCAAUAGUUUGGUGUACAUCCCUUUGGCUGAUUAUAGUUAUAUAUGUUGUCUGUGUAUGUGAGUAUAUAUAUAUAUAAGCAUCCAUAAACAAUAUGUAAGUAUAUGUUACUUUAGUAAAUGCUAUUAUACUGCAUGUAUCACUGCAAAUAUUUAUGUUUUUGAAGUGUAUCAAAGAAAUAUAUAGAUCAAAUCACUUAUUAUAACUGCUGCGUAGUAUUUUAUCAUAUGAAUAAAAUACAUAAUAUUUA